Messenger RNA from Spodoptera exigua (beet armyworm), 987 nucleotides. NCBI's taxonomy places the organism in Eukaryota, Metazoa, Arthropoda, Insecta, Lepidoptera, Noctuidae. The record is from the annotation of a GenBank genome assembly.
AUGGGUCGGCUCGACCGGAGUGAGACCACGGCCUCAGAAAACCGGCGUGAAAUAACCACAGCGUUGUGUUUCGCCGUGAAAAUGCGUUUGGCUAACAUGAGGAUGGGUGGCUAUGUAGCCACGAUAUUGAUGCACGUCUCCAACAUAGUCUUCAUGGCCUGGUACUCAAAGAGGAAUGCUGGGAACUCUAAGGAGGUGCUUCAGUUCAAGAGUUUGGAGUACCGAUUCUUCACUACUUGGACUUUUAUACUACAACUAGCGUACGCAGUAUACGCGCUGGCCUGCGAAUACUUCAUCUUGAAGAACGCGAAGAAGAAAGACUACAAGCUGCCGUCGCCCAUCACAGAGUUUAGGGAGAUCCUAUUCGCUGGUCUGGUGUGGCCAUGUUCUAUUGUAGUCUUCACAGUCUUCUGGGGUCUUUACAACUACGAUAGGUCCUUAAUUUUCCCAAAGUUUUUGGACGAGGUCAUUCCACCCAUUUCAAACCACGUGAUCCACACAAUGAUAGUGCCUGUUGUACUAUGGGAGGUCAUGUUUAGACCGAGACAAGAACCUGAGACACAUGCGCGGAAUGUCAUGCAAUUGACUUUGCACCUCUGCGUUUAUGUUAGCGUAAUGUACUUCACCUACAUCGAAAGAGGGGUAUGGCUAUAUCCCAUCUUUAGGAAGCUAUUUGGCACAAUCUAUUUCUUCAUAGCCUUAGCCGCCAUAGGCCUAAUGUUCUACGCGUUUUAUUACAUCCAAUGGCCUUUAACUAAAAUGCUGCACGGUACAAAGAAAAAAGCAGAAAAGAAAAAGGCGAAAUUGGAAAAGAAAACUAAAUAAUUCAUUUUUUAUUUUGUUUAAGUAUAAAAAAUGAAACAAUACUUAGGACAAUUUUUAUUUAUUUUAUUUUUUAAUGAUAAUAAUAAUAAAUGUAACAGGUACGGGUGCCUUUAAAUAAAAUUUUGUUAAAAAGUGUUUUUAUUUUUAAGUAAUAAUACUUUU